AUGGGGAGUCCGCUGAGUCCGGUGAUAGCAUCGAUUGCACUGGAACGAAUCGAAAAAGCUGCGCUUGAAGCGUUAUCGGAACGAGACAUUAUUCCUGUUUUUUAUAAACGGUACGUGGACGACUGCCUGGUUUGUGCCAAACUGAAUGAACAGCAAUCUAUUAUGGAUAUGUUCAAUGGCAUGCAUCAACGGCUGAAGUUCACAAUCGAGCAAGAAGUGGAUGGCAAAAUCAAGUUUUUAGACAUGAUCAUACGACGUGAAGAGGACGGCUUGACGACAGAGUGGUUUCCGAAGGAUGAGAACGGACGAUACCUGGACUUUGGAUCGCGUGUUCACAAUCCAUCUACACUUACGUUCCAGAAUUGCGGCGAUGUAGUUCCUCAUUUGAGAUCCAGUUGCCAGACCAUCAAGCGCGGAUAA
Molecule: messenger RNA, 420 nt
Organism: Uranotaenia lowii
Lineage: Eukaryota; Metazoa; Arthropoda; Insecta; Diptera; Culicidae
Exons: 2
Coding region: 1-420 (139 amino acids)
Source: RefSeq, a predicted model, not a curated record